UUUACUUUUUAUUUUAUGCUGUUGUAUGUCUCAACCUCUUUUAAUGUUCCUUUAUUUCUGACUGUUUUUACAGUUUCUGGUGGAAUUAUUCAUCCUAGCUCUGGCACAAGUGUUGGUGGAGCAGGUGUCCCCUCACCCUCUGGUGUUGCCACUGGAGGCCAACUACCUGGAGGUGUUGGUGUCGGCACAGGCAGCAAAGCACCUAAACCAUACAAACCAGGCACUGGAGUAGGUGUCGGACCAGGCGCAGGUGGCUAUCCCUAUGGUGGACCCUAUGGAGUCCCUUACGGUGCUGGUACCGGCACUGGAACUGGACCUGGAGCUGCAACACUUCCUGGAGCAAAGCCGUUAAAACCUCCAGUGACUGGAGCAGGAGGUGGAGUAGGAAUCCCACUGGCAGCAGGAGGUUAUCAAGGGGGAUACAGGCCAUAUCAUCAAGGUUAUGGCCAGGGUGGGUUGACAUAUCCCUCUGCAGUUGGACUGGGAGGAGGUGGUGGAGGAGCUAAAGCACCCAAACCAGGCUACGGCAAUCUUGGAGGUGGUGGAGGAUAUCAGCCAGGUGCGGUUCCUGUGGUACCUGGUUAUGGAGGAGGUUACGGAGGAGGUUACCCCCAACAGUACAACCAAGGUGGAUACGUACCCGCCCCACUGACUCCUCAACAAGCUAAAGCAGCCAAGUACGGCCCAUUGCAGGCUUUCCUCGGUGGUGGAGGAGGAGGAGGAGGAGGAGGCAUCUACAGAGGUGGCGUCGUGGGAUGCCAGGGCAAAUACUGUGGGAGGAGGAAGUAGAGGAUCUCUUGAAAUCCAGAGUGACCUCGAGAAACCAUGGUGCUACUGCAUGAUCUAGAAUGUACAUUUUAUAUGCAAACAAACCCCAUUAGAAAUCAUGUAAAGAUGGGUUGUUUUUUUUUACUUACUUGACUUCAACGUCUGUUUUUAUACAAACCCACCGACCCCGAAUUUAUUCUGACGUGAGGUAUGUUAUUGAUGGUGCCAUUAAUCAUUAAUGUGGUCAAGUUAAUCAGCUUUAACUCCCAGUACUGCACCAGCCUACUCACAAUACAAAGAGUGUGUUUGUGUCACCAUGUUGUUGUUCUUGUGCAUGAAUGUGUGUGUGUGUGUGUGUGUGUGUGUGUGUGUGUGUGUGUGUGUGUGUUUGCAUAUUGGUUGUAUUGUUGUGCGAAAGACUGUCUGAACCAUUGGCUGGCAAUGUGACCUAUGAAUGAUUUCCCUUUCGGUUUUAAUCCUAAAGCAAGGUGAACUGUCCGCUGUGUUACAGUCCUCACUGUUUCACCUGGCUGUGCAGAGCUUGUCACCUCUCUGACACGACACAAGGGUUGGGUCGGUCCAGGCUCGUCCAAAAACUGAUGAAAUCUGGCCAAUCGCAGCAUCGUUUCUGGCUCCCUGUCUUCUCCGCUGCUAUUUUUAGACCUGCUGGGUAUAAAGCAGCGGGAAUUGGGGCUCCGGCCAACCCAUCUGCUCUCAGUAACUUUGCUGAUUCUGGUUGCUAUGCAGUUCAGUUUUCUCAGCAUUUUUAGUGUUGCCAAACUUGUGAUGUAUGAAGAGCAGUUUCUGCUCUGAGGAAGGGUAUGCUGAAGACAAUCAAAAAAGUGUUUGAUUCAUUAAGGGAUGUUUGUAAACCAAGGGAAAGUAGUGUUGCCUUUUAGCUCCAAGUAGAUUCAAAUGUAUUUCAGAUACUGUGGCAUGUACAUUGUGUAUGUAUGAAUGUUUAAUGAUGUGUCACUGUCCUAAAGUCUGGGAUAGAGUGCUUUAGUCUGCUUCAAAUGUUUAGUCUCAUUGCAGCAGUUAUUUACAUUUAUGUAACUUGUGAUUAUUCAAGACUUUUUGCACCAUGCUUUGACUCAUAGCUUUAUUGUUAUCAGGAACAUGUGAAUAUAAAACAAGAACUUUCCUUCUGCAUUUAUUCACUGUUUAGAAUUCUAAUACAGAAUAAGACUUUGGUUAAUGGCUGUGUUUAUGUGAGGCACAAGCUCCCAUUGUUCUUCAUUUACUUGAGCUGCUUUUAAAAAAGGCUUACUGACCUUACUGAGGUUCAUGAGCGCUGUUGCCAAGUGACCCCAUCUCUUUCUGUAAUUGUGUACUGUAUGUUGUACUAAUUUGAUGUUAGCUGGCUUCAGUUCCUCCACUCUGUGCUGAGUAAGGACUGUCCGUGAGCCUCGCUGGGUCAGACCUUGUCUUAUGUGCCGUGGGAUACUCUUCAUCUUUAUUUAAAACUGUUUUUAUAAGGAGGAACAGUGUGGUUUUGCACUUUUUAUAUUUCCACGACACACAUGUGACUUGUUCCCGGAUAUCCUGGCAUUUUUAUUUGCUUCAUUAAAUAACAAAAUAAAAUGUGUUAAAAUA
Messenger RNA from Dicentrarchus labrax (European seabass), 2364 nucleotides. RefSeq lists its product as uncharacterized. The transcript is spliced from 15 exons. Lineage: Eukaryota; Metazoa; Chordata; Actinopteri; Moronidae. Bases 16 to 789 code for a protein of 257 amino acids. The record is from RefSeq and is a predicted model, not a curated record.